This is a messenger RNA of Fusarium coffeatum, 3138 nucleotides long. RefSeq lists its product as uncharacterized. The transcript has a single exon. The record is from RefSeq and is a predicted model, not a curated record. NCBI's taxonomy places the organism in Eukaryota, Fungi, Ascomycota, Sordariomycetes, Hypocreales, Nectriaceae. Gene Ontology annotation, molecular function: protein binding. Bases 1 to 3138 code for a protein of 1045 amino acids.
AUGAAUGAAAGGCCUGGUGACUCUAUUGAUGGGGGCCAAGCAAGGGUUCUUUUGCUGGAGGACCUGGAUGAGAGAUAUCGCAGGACUGGUGAAACGAAGUAUCUGGAUGAGUCCAUUCGAAUCCGACGGGAAGCGCUUUCAUCGAUACAUUCAAAAGACCAGAAAGACAAGGCUAUACAGUCACAUCUCCUCAGUAACAAUCUUUGUGACAGAUUUGCGGAAAGUGAAGAUUUUGACGAUCUUACGGAAGCUAUUGAGUUUGGGUUGCAGGCAAUGGAGUUGACGACGGAAGAGCAACAUGCCCAAAAGGAAGUAUUUCUCAAGAGGCUCAAAUUUUUCUAUGAGGAAAAGUUUGAAGAGACGAACGAGCUCGCUGAUUUUGAUAAGAUCAUUCGCUAUCAGAGGCUCAUAGUUGAAUUGGCGAGCGCUAAAGACAGUGACCUCUAUUUCAACGGAUUGGCUGCGCUUGGUUCCCUGCUCAAGCAACGUUCGAUCAUCACAAGAGAGACCUUGGAUAUGGACGAGUGUGUUUUGAUCAUGGAGAGGCUUCUGAAAAUGAGACCUGAGGAUGAGCGUGCGAUGAAAAGGCUUAUGCAUGCUCUAUACAGCCGGUACAUUCAAACAGCAGACUUAUCAGAUCUGGAAGGUUGCAUUCGACUUCGUCGACAAGCAAAAGAUUCAUCAAACACCGAUAAAAGUAGGGUCGAGUGGAUAAUAACACUGGCAAGAUAUCUUGUCAUUCUGCAUGAGAGAACAGAAGAAAAAACCUACCUUGAAGAAGCCUUUGCUGUUGCGAAUGAGGCACUCGGCAUAAUUGACGAGAACCGCUGGGAGUCAAGCUGGUUAUCCUGCUUAGCACGAAUGUUCGGAUGUCAGUAUCUCAAGACCAACGCUCUAACCGACAUAGAUGAGGCAAUUCGAUUGGGAAGAUUAGCACUGAAAGCCAACCCGACAGAGGAGAGUCGGAAGGCCAUCUUGACAAAUUUGGGCAACCGACUAGGCGACAGGUACCUGCGGACGGAAUUAGAGGACGAUAUCAAUGAAUCGAUUGAAUAUGCCAGAGAGGCUCUUAGGCUGGACCCCGAGGGGGUUUCCCCACUGUACAACGUCGCCAUCAAGUUGGGCGAUCGGUUCAUCAGAACGAACAAUCUGGAAGAUGUCAACGAGGCUAUCGAGCUGGAAAGAAAAGCCUUAGAGAAACUACCGCUGGAUCAUUCCGAGCGGGUCGACUAUCUGAACGCCUUGGGCAAUCAACUCGCGGAUCGAUUUCAGCACGAAAGAGACUUGAACGAUUUGAAAGAAGCUAUUCAGAUUGCAGAACAAUGUUUGGAGUUUUUGCCAGAGGACCAUCCUCACAGAGCAUCUCGGUUAAAUAACCUAGCUGGUCGAUAUCUUGACCUUUACAACGUCAAAGAAAACGAAUCGGACUUGACAAAGUCUAUGAUUCAAUACAGGGCAGCCCUCAAUCACGAGUACUCAGACACGGAAGACCGUAUUGAAGCAGGUCAGGCCAUCAUAGCCAAAUGUUCAGACAUCCAACAAGUUUUUAAAGCUGCCAAAACUGCCGUGGAGCUUGUUCCAAAGCUUGUAUCAUGGUCACAUGAGAUCUCCGAUCGACAGUUUGUGCUUGGCAGGGCAGUCGGCUUAGCCUCCGAUGCAGCAGCCGCUGCAUUACGAGUAGGGGAGUCAGCCAUGACCGCCUUGAAGCUACUUGAGCAAGGCCGCGGCAUCAUCGGCUCGUCGCUUCAGGAUAUACGCAGCGAUGUUAAAGAUCUUGAAAAGCACUAUCCCGACCUUGCAGAGAAAUAUCGCAGUUUACAGACAGAGCUGGAUCGGGGCAAAACGACCAAUACAAUUACCAAUGAUUCCGAAAGAUCAGUCAAUCGAAGGCACGCCGCUGCAAGGGACUUUACCGAAUUAACUGCUGAAAUCAGACGAUUACCCGGCUACGAAACCUUCAUGCUCCCGCCUAGUGACAAUGAGAUCUACAAAGCCUCAGAGUAUGGUCCGAUUGUUGUGAUCAACAUCAGCAGACUUCGUUGCGAUGCUCUACUUAUAUCGGACAGUCGAGUCCAAGCAUUACCUCUAUCGAGUUUGGAUUUAAAGGAACUAAAGUACCAAAUGUCAGUCAGAAGUUUGUCGGAUCCGCAGACUCUUGAAUGGCUUUGGGACACCAUUGCGAGUCCAAUCCUGGAUAUCUUGGGAAUUACCGAGACGCCUCCCCCAGACAAAUGGCCGCGUGUUUGGUGGAUUCCGACUGGACCUCUUGUGCAAAUGCCCCUCCAUGCCGCAGGCUAUCAUCAUUUACAGUCUUCGAAAGCGGUGCUCGACCGGGCUUUAUCGUCCUACGGUUCUUCCAUCCGUAACAUCAUUCGUGGCCGUCGUGAUGCUAUCAAGACUUCUACAUCUGAUCAAGCAUUGCUUAUUGCGAUGGAGCAUACGCCGGGACAUGACUCGCUUUCUUUUGCCAAAGCAGAAAUAGAUUCAGUCAGCGAAACCAUAAGUGCGAUGAAGUUGAGACCUAUCGUCCCGGAACGGAAUAAACAAGAUGUCACCCAGUAUUUAUCACAAUGCAGAAUCUUCCACUUCGCAGGCCACGGACUUGUUCAUACAGAGGAUCCAUUACAGAGCUGUCUACUCCUUGAAGAUUGGGAGACUGACUCACUUAAAGUCGCUGACCUUUUUGAUAUGAACGUCCAGAAAGGAGCGCCCCUCCUUGCAUACCUUUCUGCAUGUGGUACAGGUCAGACUAAAGACGAGACGUCCUUUGAUGAAAACAUCAACCUUAUCGGUGCGUGCCAGAUUGCUGGGUUUAGGCACGUUAUUGGCACUCUGUGGAGUGUCCAGGAUGAUAUGUCGGUCCGGAUGGCAAGCAUGACCUAUCAAGAAUUGAGUGACUCUGGCAUAUCGGAUGAGUCGAUUUGCCGAGGGCUUCACAAGGCGACUUGUGAGCUUAGAAGAGAGUGGUUGGAGCAUCGAGUUACCUACCAGGAUGUAUCAAACUCUGCAGCCACCGAACUACAGGAUAUAGCGAUCGAGCUUCAAUUCCGCUCAACGAGAGACGCUUUGUUGAUAGACAGUGGGGGCCAGAAUCUUGGUCUAGCUUACUGGGCACCUUAUGUACACUACGGAGUAUAA